Messenger RNA from Trichomycterus rosablanca, 5248 nucleotides. RefSeq names its product ribosomal protein S6 kinase polypeptide 1 (gene rps6kc1). Lineage: Eukaryota; Metazoa; Chordata; Actinopteri; Siluriformes; Trichomycteridae. Gene Ontology annotation, molecular function: ATP binding; protein kinase activity; phosphatidylinositol binding. The record is from RefSeq and is a predicted model, not a curated record. The transcript is spliced from 16 exons. Gene Ontology annotation, biological process: protein phosphorylation. Gene Ontology annotation, cellular component: early endosome. The coding region runs from base 1 to 3009 and encodes 1002 amino acids.
AUGAUAUCACAGCGGGAACGAGGAGAACUGGCUCGAUUUUACACCGUCACUGAUCCCAAAAAGCACAAGAAGGGCUACACAGUGUAUAAAGUCACUGCCAGGAUUAUCUCGAGAAAGAACCCAGAAGACGUACAGGAGAUUACAGUUUGGAAGAGGUAUAGUGACUUUAAGAAGCUGCACAGUGAUCUCUGGCAGAUCCACAAAAACCUCUGCAGACAGUCGGAGCUCUUCCCUCCUUUUGCCAAAGCCAAAGUUUUCGGCAGGUUUGAUAAGUCUGUGGUUGAGGAGAGGAGGCAGUGUUCUGAAGAUCUGCUACAGUUUAGUGCUAAUAUUCCAGCUCUUUACGCCAGUCAGUACAUACAGGACUUCUUUAAGGACGGCGAGGUACAGGACGGGUCCGAGCUCAUCGGUCCAGCCGAACCUUUCUCCGACUUCUUAGCCGACAGUCAAUCAGACAGCAGCUCUGAAGUUCAUAAAAGCAUCGGUGGUGUCGAUGAUUUGACCCUGACCAGCCAGUCUGAAUAUGGAGGUCUGCCCAGUGAAGGUGAUCUGAUCUCUCUGCUGGACGGAGACUCCCUGCUCGAUUUGGAUGAUGGAAUGGCCUCAGGCUGUAGUUCUCCAAACCAGCGGGCAGAAAGCAGCGGGUGCUCCGUGUCUCCCAACAGGACAGAGCUAGAUCCAAGCCGAGCUAGAAGCGUGGCGCCCUUCUCCUCUAACCUCUACAAGAAAGACUACCUGGGAAAAGCUAGUGAGCAAAUUGGUCUGGCCGUGAAGAAAGAGGUGGAGCAGGACUACGCUGCUGCCUUCUCUUACUACCGCAGUGGAGUGGAUUUACUACUGCAGGGAGUCCAAGGUGAGGUGAGUCCAAGCAGGAGAGAGGCCGUGAAAAAGAAGACGUCUGAAUAUCUGAUGCGUGCUGAGCUCAUUGCUAACAUACAUCUGAAAGAGAACAUGGGUCAGAACUCCACUCAGAACCGGACGCUGGCAGCUCAGUGUUGUAAAGGCUCGUGGGGGCAGCAGACUCCAGUUGAUGAAUUGCACAACUACAGAGUGUUAGGAGUCAUAGACAAGGUGCUGCUGGUGAUGGAUAAGAGAACACAGGAGAUGUUUGUUCUCAAGGGAUUGAGGAAGAGUAGUGAGUGUGGACGGGUGAAGAAGACAAUCGUCCCGGACGCCGUCCCCAACAUGGUGCGACUUAGGAAAUCCAUCAUUUCGGAGGACUCCGUCUUUCUGUUGCUGCACUAUGCUGAGGGAGGCAAAUUAUGGUCACACAUUACCAAGUACCUUCAUGAGGGAAGUCCGAAUGAGAGCUUUGACAUUUCCUUCAUCCAGAAGUCCCACACGGCAGUAGUGCACAGUUCUGAGCCCCUAAACAGCUCAGAAAGCAGCGGUUCGAGGCCCAGCAUUGAGCUUCAGGAAGACCAAGAGUCAGAGGAGCCCCAGUCAGGUCCUCCUGUGCUGAGGAAAACCAGCCAAGAGGCUCUCCUGCCUGGCUCAGUCGGUAACUCAGAGGAAGAACAGUGCACAACCAGCUAUUUGACUCUGUGCCAUGAAUAUGAGCAGGAAAAAGUAGAGCCUGAGGUUCUGGGUGAGGAAGAGGAUGUCAAAGAGGCAGAGGAAGAUUCUUGCGACCUUGGAGGUGAAAGUUCUGGAGCGGAAGCAAUGGCAAGGUCCUACCGAGGCUCGUUAAUAAGCAGCGAUAGUUUGUGUUCUCCAGUGGCUGCGCAUGAACUGAGGUUCUUUACUGAAGAGGAAGAACUUACUGAUCCACCAACUCUUGACUCUCUGGACCAAUCAAAACGCUCACCAAUGUCACUUUUUCGGAUCGACAGCAAGGACAGCUGUGACAUCUCCCGAGUGCUGUUCUCCACCUCAGAUCUGGGAUCAGAAGUGACCGAGGUUACUGAGGAUCCUUUAGAGAUUGGCGAGGUUGUGGAAGUCAAGGGUCACCUGAGUGACCUGUGGCGGUUUGAUAGCGAUCAGGGUUCUAAUGAAUCGGUGCCUGUGAUUUCUUUUAAAGAGGCCUUGGCAGAGGACGCUAACACUUGCUGUGCUGAUGAGGGGCAACCUCCUGAUCUUUUGGUCAACCUUCCAGGGGUCGGAGGAGCCUCUGGGGCUGUAGGGGAAGACUUGGAAGAGGAGCUUACUGCUGCUGGUGUGGCAUUUGCCGUAGAAGCCAAGCCCUCGCCACAGUUUGGCAAACCAGACGUUCUUCAGCUCGGAGAGGAGGCAGGCUUGAACUUGUCAGUUGAGGAAGAUAACUCGAUCUUGUCUGUCUUGUGUAGCCAAACGAAUGAAUCUGAACAGAAAGGCUACAUUUUCUCCAUUGACAAUCAAACCGUAUCUCAGAAACUUUCCCCUCCCCUGGACUUCAUCUCAUGCAGGAAGGAGUCUAACCCAAAUCCACAACCCUCUACAGGGUCAGAGACUGCAGAGUUAACUAAGAAGGAAGGGAAGACUGUUUCAGAGAUAUUCAGAGAGCUGGACGAGCUGGCAGAGGUGGCGCUGAACACACGCCUGCCCGAGGCCCUGGUAAGAAGCUGGGCAGUGGACAUUGUACUUGCUCUUGAAGCGCUUCAUCAGGAGGGCAUCAUCUGCAGGGACCUCAAUCCCAACAAUAUACUACUGGAUCACAGAGGUCAUGUGGAGUUGACUUAUUUUUGCAGCUGGACUGAUGUGGAGGAGUCAUGUGAUCCUGCCGCCAUUGCUAAGAUGUACUGCGCUCCAGAGGUGGGCGGGAUCUUGGAGGAGACGGCAGCCUGUGAUUGGUGGAGUUUGGGGGCACUUCUCUAUGAGCUUCUAACAGGAAAGUCACUUCACCAGUGCCACCCCGCUGGUAUCAGCAGACACACGUCUCUGAACGUUCCUGAUUUUGUGUCGGAGGAGGCCAGGUCUCUGCUGGAGCAGUUGCUCCAGUACAACCCUGUAGAAAGACUGGGUGCGGGAGUGGGUGGAGUGGAGGAUAUAAAAUCGCACCCCUUCUUUGCUCAAAUGAACUGGCCUAAAUAAACACAUCAAUCUUCUAAUGGAGCGACUGAUCUGAGAGCUGAGUUUGUCUCAAACACUCCCUGUGUGUCUGUGUGAGAAGAAGAACCAGACUUUCUGACUUCAUCUUGACCAGCUACAUACCAGACGUCUUCUGUGCACCCAGUCUAAACUUACACUCUGCAAUAUACAGGAUGAACCAGGAAGUGGUUUUUCACAAUGACUAACUAAUGUGCUGCACCAGAACCACUGUGCACUGUGAAUCCUUGUUUCACUAACAUCACUAACACUUCACAUCAAGCCCCAGAGCUUCACACUGUCCAGCAUGUUCCCAAGAACUUCAUUAACCCCAAAAUCAAACCCAUCGAUGCAAAUAGGAGAACUGAAUGUUUUGGAGGAUUGGCUACAUCUUGGGUAACGGACAAAUUUGCUAUUCAAACUGUUCUAUCAUAAAAUCACUUUAUUAUAAAGAAUUAUAACAGUUAAUUUAAUAAGGAUUCAGUAGGAGUAAGAAGUCAUGUCAGUUUGUUAGUUGUUUUGAUAAAAAUCUAUUUAUUUGUCCCACAAAAGUGGUUAAGAGCAGUACUAUCUACUACAAGCAUGACCUGAAGAACAUUGGGACCCAACAACGCAGUUUAAGAUGAAUUGCUGAGGUUAUUACAGUGAGUGAACUAAAGUCGUGCGUCAGGAAAUGACUGUGCAAUGUUACACUUGAUGUCCUUAAAUAGUUACUAAAAUGAUUAGAUAUAUGUGUAUUUAUUUGGCACUAGAACAAGGCCAAUUUGUUUGUAAUGAUCAGAACUGGAUGAAGAAUCAAGCUCAGACCCUGAACUGUUACACGUUUGACCCUUAUCCACUCUGUCUCUGCACUCAUACAAGAAAUGGAUUUCAGGAUGAGUAAUUGAAAUGUAAUCCUUAAAGUCUAAAGAUUAGUUUUAAAAUCCUAAAUCCUAAAAGAUAUUCGAGUGCUGCUUGGGAGUAAAUUGAGGACAUGGUCUCUGGUUACAAGCUUCUGAACUUGGAAGCUGAAGUUUGAUAAAGUGGAAGCAGUAAAACUUUCUAGAAUCAAAAUACUGUAGGCAGAAGAGUGUUAAAGUCUGAGUCUGUCACCAAAACCUCAUUUUAUUUAAUUCUAUCACAUACAAGGAAUAAAACCUUAUCAGAAUUAUAACUACUGUUAAUAUUUUUUUCAAUAUUGUUUUCUUUAAGCUGAUUGGAAAGCUUUUUGUAUCAGUUGUAACAACAUAUGACUCUUUAAAAUAAAAUGAUUCAAAUGUUCAGUCAAAAAUGACACCUACUGGCCAAUCAGAACUGAGAAUUCAUCAGCGUAUUUUUAUAAGCAAUAAUCAAGUCUUUUACUCGCUUCAUUUGUAUUAAAGAACACAAAAGCAAAAAAUAAAUAAUACACUCUUUCUUAAAAUAUUUUAAACAAGUAGAAAAGGAUAAACACUGUAGUUUUAGUAACACUGUGUAGUUGUGAGUAGCAGUAGAAUUGAGUGGAAAGAACCAUCAAUACCCACAACUUUCAGAUAAAUCUCUAUUUCCAUAUCACAGUUACCAAACUGUAUCAUUAAAUAGCCCACAACUCAGAAUCUAUUUUACUAAAUCAAUCUUUCUUAAAGGUUACAUUAAAUAAGUCAAACAAAUAAUAAGGCUAACAGUUAAGAAUUUACUCUGAUAUGAAACUACUGUAGGUUUUCUCAAGACCUUUCAACCUAAAAACCUAAACCUAACCUCUUUUUGAAAGUGUUGUUCUUUUGUUUACUGUUUUUUCAGCCAUAUAGUAUUAUAUAACUGAUAUCAAAGUAAAUCACUAAAUACAAAAUGUUCUACAACACAACUAUGUACAAAAAAUCCUAAGUUAAGAUCACAAUUUGCUUUAUGCUCUACAGUAUCACUAGAGUGCAAAACGCACAACAUUUCUUUAGAUUAAUUAACUCGUUAUGAUUUCAGUUGUGAGUGGUGAGCCUGUUACUUAAUCUGAAAAUUAAGCUUUUAAUAAAUUAUAAAACGUUAAUGGUUCUUGGUGGUAUGCUGGAUAUAAAUGUAAAAAGUUUAUGGUUUACACUUGUAUCAGACGUCCUCUAAACCUUGCAGGAGUGUAAUUAUGUAAGAAAAGUGUAAGUGUGUGAGAUAGAGAGACUGAAAAUUCUUUGUACGACAUGAUGUUUACUUGUUGUGUAUAUAGAGGAACUAGUGUAAAAUGUACUGAAUAUUUAACAAUAACAUGCCAUUGUCUUUUGAAUAAAAUAAAAAUACAGAA